AUGAUUACUCCACGGCAAGGCAACGAUGAAUAUGGCGCUUCCCAAGGUAGCACAUUCAUUGCAGGUACUUUACGAUUCUUGUUUUACAUUUCUUUUAUUCCUUCUUUUUUUUUCUUUCUUUUUUUUUUUUUUAAACCGACGACAGUUCCCAAAAGUCACCGUCACAAGGAUCGACGAAGUGAUGUCGACCCAUCCGUGGCCUACACCGAUCCACCUAAAAAGAAGAAAUGCGGUGGUAAACCAGCUGACGUGUACUUCUUGUUGGACUCGUCUAGCAGUAUCUGGCUGCCUGAUUUUCAGAAGCAAUUGCGCUUCGUCGAGCAAGUGAUCGACCUUCUUAACACUAACAACAGUAAAACUCGCAUCGGCCUGGUGACCUUUAGCAACCAAGUGCGACUGGUAAUGCGGCUCGGCGCGUCCAACAACACGAAGCAGAUCAAAGACAUGCUGAAGCGGCCUGACCUCUAUUUGACAGGUGGUUCCACAGACACGUCUAAAGCAAUCAGUUUUGUGCGCGACGUCGGCUUUAACGCCAAAGAAGCUCGAAGCGGUGUUGCCCAUAUUAUGAUUGUCAUUACCGAUGGCCAGUCAACUGAUCCCAAGGCGACUGCCCACCAAGCGAAACUGGCACAUGACGCCGGCAUUUACGUGUUUGCCAUUGGAAUCGGAAAGGAGGCAGAUUACCAAGAGUUAAAGCAGAUGGCCAGUAACCCGGACGUUAAUUUCGUAUUCAAAGUAGACAUGUACGACGCACUCGAAUCGAUCAAACACAUCUUGGUGAUCAAAACAUGCAAGGUGACGGAAGAGCGACCUAUGCGAAGCCCACCAGCUCUCUUUCCGAAAAGACGGUUGGAUAUUAUGUUUUUGAUGGACGAUUGCCAAUUUGGACGCCAGAAUCUUGAGCUGGUCAAACAAUUCAUUGUCACCGUUAUCAGGGAAAUGCAUGUGGCACCCUACUGGACACGGGUCGGUGUUUUCUCCAGCCAAUGCAGCCAGCAACACAACGACAUUUAUCUGAGCGAACACCGCACAUCGCAGAGUUUUAUCGAUGACUUCGACAAGCCAGAUUCGCACAAUAUAGUGUGGCAGCUGCGUCGUCUACGGCACCAUGCCUUCAACGUAAACAAUGGAGGUCGGGACGAUGUUCCACACAUCGCUGUUACGCGGAAUGUGGCGAGUCUCUCGCUGCUCUAUCGCUCUAUUCUUUUCUUCUUCUUCUUCUUCUUCUUCUUCUUCUUCUUCUUCUUCUUCUUUUUUUCAUUAUUAUUAUUAUUAUUUUUUUGUCUAUAUUUCUGA
Acanthosepion pharaonis is the source of this 1296-nucleotide messenger RNA. Lineage: Eukaryota; Metazoa; Mollusca; Cephalopoda; Sepiida; Sepiidae. The record is from the annotation of a GenBank genome assembly.